AUGUCUCAGGAAAGGCCCACGUUCUACCGGCAGGAGCUGAACAAGACCAUCUGGGAGGUGCCCGAGCGCUACCAGAACCUGUCCCCGGUGGGCUCCGGCGCCUAUGGCUCCGUGUGUUCUGCUUUUGACACAAAAACUGGGUUGCGUGUGGCCGUGAAGAAGCUCUCCAGACCGUUCCAGUCCAUCAUUCACGCCAAAAGGACCUACAGAGAGCUGCGGCUGCUCAAGCAUAUGAAACAUGAAAACGUAAUUGGUCUGUUGGAUGUUUUUACACCGGCAAGGUCUCUGGAGGAAUUCAAUGAUGUGUAUCUGGUGACCCAUCUCAUGGGGGCAGAUCUGAACAACAUUGUGAAAUGCCAGAAGCUUACGGAUGACCAUGUUCAGUUCCUUAUCUACCAAAUUCUCCGCGGUCUCAAGUAUAUACAUUCAGCUGACAUAAUUCACAGGGACCUGAAACCUAGUAAUCUGGCUGUGAACGAGGACUGUGAGCUGAAGAUCUUGGAUUUUGGACUGGCUCGACACACAGACGAUGAAAUGACAGGCUAUGUGGCCACCAGGUGGUACAGGGCUCCUGAGAUCAUGCUAAACUGGAUGCAUUACAACCAGACAGUUGACAUUUGGUCGGUGGGAUGCAUAAUGGCCGAGCUGCUGACUGGAAGAACAUUGUUUCCUGGUACAGACCAUAUUAACCAGCUUCAGCAGAUUAUGCGUCUGACGGGCACACCUCCUGCUUAUCUCAUUAACAGGAUGCCAAGCCACGAGGCGAGAAACUACAUUCAGUCUUUGACCCAGAUGCCGAAGAUGAACUUUGCAAAUGUGUUUAUUGGUGCCAACCCCUUGGCUGUGGACUUACUGGAGAAGAUGCUGGUCCUGGACUCGGACAAGAGGAUCACGGCCGCCCAGGCGCUCGCGCACGACUACUUCGCUCAGUACCACGACCCUGACGACGAGCCCGUGGCGGACCCCUACGACCAGUCCUUCGAGAGCCGGGACCUGCUCAUCGACGAGUGGAAAAGCCUGACCUACGACGAAGUCGUCAGCUUUGUGCCUCCGCCCCUUGACCAAGAAGAGAUGGAAUCCUGA
Molecule: messenger RNA, 1083 nt
Organism: Pipistrellus nathusii (Nathusius's pipistrelle)
Lineage: Eukaryota; Metazoa; Chordata; Mammalia; Chiroptera; Vespertilionidae
Source: the annotation of a GenBank genome assembly